Radiomyces spectabilis is the source of this 2481-nucleotide messenger RNA. RefSeq lists its product as uncharacterized. The transcript is spliced from 4 exons. Gene Ontology annotation, molecular function: metal ion binding. The record is from RefSeq and is a predicted model, not a curated record. NCBI's taxonomy places the organism in Eukaryota, Fungi, Mucoromycota, Mucoromycetes, Mucorales, Radiomycetaceae. Bases 347 to 2158 code for a protein of 603 amino acids.
CGACCCUCGUCACCAUCACGACUACCGUCACGACGUGGAUCCAUCGAUCCCCAAAAAGGGCCUCCCCGCAAUACGCUUCGUCGGUCGAGUGUCGUUAGUGUGCCAAGCCAUCCAUCUCCUGGUAUCAGACGUGAGUCCACCAACGGAUCUAUUUGCAAUGCAACGACAACCCAGUCAAAACCACUCCUUCGAAAACAAGGUGACACAAACAGUUCUACAGCAGUGAUGCGCGCGGCACCAGAAAAAGACAAUUCAAAUUCCUUCAUCUAUUUGCUCCUCUUCACCAUCACCAUCCGCCGAUCCGCCCACGGCGACGCCUGAACCAUGUGAUACCGACAGUUCCAGCAUGACGUCGUCACGCAGAAGUAGUGAAUCCGGCAGUCAACCAGCAGCACAACAACAACAGCGAUGCCAUCAACACCACCCAUUGUCGACAGUGAAUGCUAGUUUUAUGCGCCGAUCCAAGUGUGCAGCAUGCAAUCCCCACGCUGCCACGUCAACUACCAAUGGUGGCCUUGAUUCUAUUUCUACACAAGGAAAUGCAUCAGGAGGCAUCCUCACUAACCGUCAAAGGGCGGCUUCCCAAUCUGGUUCUUUCCAAGGCAGCUCCGGAAGCAGCAGUGGUCAAUCCGUGGUUUCCGGUCAGCGAUCUCCAUUCUCGGCAGCAUCCAACGAAUAUGGUAUUGCCAAUGUGACCGGACCGGGCCACGACAAAGGGUCUGGUACGGGGCCAUCUGCUAAUGGGGCUAACGGGGCCAAUGGUGGUGUGCCUACUGGGCGUCUUGACUCUUAUUACUAUUUCCGUCGACACGGGCGGUUGCCUUCGGAUGAAAACGGUCCUGCGACCAACGGACGAUCGUGGGCUGCAUUCGAAGCACACUAUUUUCAAUCGAGUCACUCGGCAAGUUCAAUCAUUGAUCACUCGGUCCGAGAUUAUGGCAAGCAGCCAGAUACCAACACAUUACCUUGUAAAUCCAAAAGUCAUGUCGAGCGAAUUUUAUCACGAUCGCCUACCACCCCUAUCCCUGGUGCCGAUCAUCCUGGCUCUCUCACUUCCGAUAACGCGAGUCACGAGUUUCCUCCAGACCGCCGAUCCUUGCCAGCGACUGCAUCGGCAUCCACAUCCACAUCGGCAUCGGCAUCGGCAUCGGCAUCGGCGUCUGGCUCGGAAUCAACGCAUGGGGCCAAUGCCGGUCAUGCUGUGGCUUUAUCCUAUCCUACGAUUCUUGGUGUCCAAGAGCAAGUGACAGAGACGCCUUCCGACAGCCGAUCGACUGCAACAACCAGCGCUUCAUGUUCGUCUCAGUUGAUGUGUUCAGUGGAAAAAAAUGCACGUCAACCACAGGCGCGUUUUCAACAACUUUUGGCCAAUUCCAUGUCUCAGUCGCAGCAUUUGGCCAAGCUAUCCCAGGACUUGCUUUCAGUGUCACCGAAUAAUCUGGCCAAACUUUCUUCCGACCGUUCCGAUCCACGUUACCAUCAACAAAUGCAGGAAUGCAAAGCAAUUGUCAAGUCGCAGAAACAGAUGCUGGACGAAAUGGAUAGCUUGUUAAAGGCCAUUGAACAGACAACAACGACGGUAUCCGAAUCUUUCAUCGCCACGCCUUCAUCCUCUAUUAGCUCAGAUUGGAUGGAGAACAAGGCCGCAUGGAUGCGGUGGAAUGUAAGCCGAUUGAUUGGUGGAACCGUGGGUACAGGCGAUAUUGUUGGCUAUGAAAAGACAGCCGAUGGCAUGGCAGUGGUGGUGGUUGCUGGAACAAGUGUGACAACCGAAGCGUCACUGCUUCCAAAGCACUUGGGUCCUGUGCAAGCAACGGCUGGAGUCUACCACCAUCGGUACAUAUUACAUUUGACAAGGGACGACCAAAAACACAAUUUCGCGUUGUUGCCUGUAAGUGAAUGGCAACCGGACCAUGAGGCUCAACAGUGUGAGUUGAAAGAUACUGGUUGUUCGGCCCAAUUCGGCUGGCUUCAACGGCGCCAUCACUGUCGCAAAUGCGGCCGUGUCUAUUGUCACACCCACAGCACCAACCGACUUCCCUUAUUUGAACCACAAACCGAAAGAGCCCACUGGUCGCGUGUCUGCGACAGCUGCUUUUAUCAAUUGGCAGGACCACAUUUGAUCAACAGCAGCAACAGCACCAGCACCAGUCAUUGAUAGGACUAGCCAUGCAGGAGGAUACUAUCUGUUCAAAAGGGAAUUACCAGCAAUUACAGCCUCUAUAUGAUGGUCUUCCGUAAAUGUUUCAUCCUUUCGCAGUGGUUUAUUGCAGCACCUCCGUUUCAGCUGCUCCGGUGUGAACAAAAAAAAAGUGCUGCUUUUCUAUUUGUAAUACAAUGUAACUUACAAUACGCUAUGACUUACUGUUUUCAAAGAAAAACAUAUGAAUUUCCAUUUAGUAUCCUUACUAGUAAUCAAUUCGUUUUUUUAUACCUCUUAACAAAGAUCUAUUUCUAUUUAUAGAGUCCAAUAGUCUUCAA